UUCAAACGCACUCUGCACUUAGACACUAAAAAUGGAGUCGGUGUAUGACAUGAGUUGUCUUGUCUUGUAAACAGUGUAUAGUUUCCUACAUAUCUUGUAAAUGCGUAGAAUUCUCCCCUUUAACUAACGAUGCCUUCACCAAGACGACGUUCCAGAGAUAGAAGGUCAAGGUCAAGGUCAAGAUCACCUUACAGAAGACCUCCACCAAGAAGGUCAAAGUCGAGAUCACCAAGAAGGAGACCACCCCCAAGAUGUUCAAGAUCCAGAUCUCGAACACCACCAAGACGUCUUUCUCCUCGUCGUUCCAGAACACAUUCUCCAGCUAGACGACCAUUAAGAAGGUCAAGGUCAAGAAACAGGUCAAUAUCUCCAAGACGAAGAGGCUCACCAUUACCAAGAGUAAGACCACCUGUAAGAAGGUCACCAUCCCCAAGAAGACCGCCUGUAAGAAGGUCACCAUCUCCAAGAAGACGGCCUUUAGGUCCUAGAUCACUUUCACCAAGGAGCAGACCAGUACGGCGAUCUCCCAAGAGGACCGGUACAGGACAGGUAAACAGUCAUCUUGAGAAAGACAGGAGGAGACAAUCACCACAUUCAUCAACAGAUUUGAGAGGUCGCAGAAGUCAAUCACCAGUUUUAUCUCCUAGAAAUUCAUCACACCAUGCUCCAAGAGAAAGAAGUAUUUCACCAUCACCAAAAAAGGCAGCCCCUCCCAAGAUCCGACAUAAAACUGACUUUAUCAGUGCCAUUAUUGUUGCUACACCCAUCCGUCGACAGCUAUUAUCUGAUAGAUUUAUAACAGAUGAUCAAAAACAUCAGGGAGACAUUGUGGUUGAAGACAAUAUUGUUAUUGCAAUUCAAAGAGGACCGCAUGCCAUGCAUGCGUCACCGAUGGAAAUAAGUAGAGAAUUUGACUCAAAUAAUGUUAUCGUUCACAGACGGAAAGAUGAAGGUAAAAAGUCGAUUUUUGAUCGUGAGGAAAUUAAGAUAUUUGGUUUUGACAAUAUUCUGGAUGAGAAUGUUUAUGAGGAGAAGAGAAUUAUAAGUGUUGUCCCUUCUGCAUCACAUAGUUCUUCAAAAAGACGACACAGUCCUGAAGUGAUUAGAAAAUUUAAGCAUGGUCCAGAAAUAAAGUUAAACUUUAGACCUGACCCUAAAUAUGAAUCCUUAGUGAAGGAGGAAGAUCAUGACAGGAUUAAAAGGGUGGAGAAAAAUCCUAACGACCUACGACAUAGUCUGUCAAAACGCAAACAAGAUGAAGAUCCUAGUUUUGAUGCCAGGAAGAAAAUUGAUGCUAAAAGAAAGAGUACUGAUGGAAGUAGAAAAGACAGUAAUCGUGUGUUUGACAGAAUAGGAGGUCGACAGAGAGAAAGAAAGAAAGAUGGUUCUAGAGAAAGAAAGCCAGAAAGAUCCACAUCAGGACGGGAUAGAGAUAGUAAGAGGCCUGAUGGAGAGAAGCCAAAUCAAGAACAACGGCUUCCUGAUUUUAAAAACAGACCAGAUAAAUUUAGAUAUGAAGAAUGGAAGGAAAAUCCUGAAUUGAUUCCUAGAAAUCCUAGUUAUUUUGAGCAUGAUAACAGAGAAGGUCAAAGAGGUUUUAGAGGCAGAGGUCGUGGCUUUAGAGGAAGAACCCCAUUUAGGGGUAGAGGAAGAGGCUUCAGGGGAUCAAGUAGGGGAUUCAGUAAUAGUUCAAGGGACAACAGAGACAACAGGGACAGCAGAGACACAAGGGACAGUUACAAAGAAAGAGAAUCCACAUGGAAACAUGAUUUGUUUGAUAAAAUAAAAGAUGAAGAUGAGAAGGAAAAACCAUCAAGUACAACAGAAAAUUAAGUUAUCUCCCUUUUGAAUGAUAAAACAACCAGAGUUAUUUCACUGAGACAAUUAGUCAGUUGAAGAUGUGUUACUGGAGAAAGAAAAGUUGUGUUCAGAACAGUGUAAAUCACUCAGUUUUUAAGCUGUUUUUAUUGACAAUUUAAUGUGUAAUACUUUUUAGAUGUAUAAACUUAUGAAGAAU
This is a messenger RNA of Mytilus trossulus (common blue mussel), 2017 nucleotides long. RefSeq names its product serine/arginine repetitive matrix protein 1-like. The transcript has 10 exons. Gene Ontology annotation, cellular component: exon-exon junction complex. NCBI's taxonomy places the organism in Eukaryota, Metazoa, Mollusca, Bivalvia, Mytilida, Mytilidae. Bases 130 to 1833 code for a protein of 567 amino acids. Gene Ontology annotation, molecular function: mRNA binding. Gene Ontology annotation, biological process: mRNA processing. The record is from RefSeq and is a predicted model, not a curated record.